AUGGGGACCGUGUUCUCGCUGAGUGCGACCAUCUUCCAGCAGCCCAUUGCCGAGAUCUCGCACGUGGUGGGCAGGAAGCCCGCCUUCCUCGCCGUCCUGGGUGUCUUCGCCAUCGGCUCCAUUGCGGCUGCUACGGCCAAGGACAUGACCACUCUCCUGGUCGGCCGGAGCAUGCAGGGCUUCGCCUCGGGCGGCUCGGUCCUCGCCGCCAUAGUGCUCACCGAUCUCGUCGAUCUCCGCGACAGGGCCACCUGGUUGUCGGUUCAGAACUCGGUCCAAGCCGUUGGCCUCGUCACCGGCCCUCUCAUUGGUGCAAGCCUUCUGAAGGCGACUUCUUGGAGAUGGUUGUUCUGGAUCAACCUACCCGCUAUUGCAGCUUCGGCCGCCGGUCUGGGAGUUCUCCUAGGAUUUGACAGACCUGCAGAGGGCAUCUGGGUGACCCUCCGGAAAGUUGACUGGGUAGGGAUACUAAUCUUCAUGCCCUCGGCGGUGGCUCUCCUCGUCACCUUUACCAUGGCCGGCAUUUUCUUCGCGUGGAAAUCAUGGCAGGCCAUCAUGUCGCUACUGUUGGGCAUUGGCGGACUGGCGACGUUGGCCGUACACCAGCGAUAUCUCGCCAAGAACCCCAUGUUCAGAUCGAGCCUCUUUGCCAAAUGGACCACGACGUGUAGUUUCUUUGGGCAGGCCGUGUUUGGAGUGUGCAUCAACAUGAUAUUCUACUACUUGGUUGUUUUCUGGUCAGGGGUUCGCGGCUUCGACGAGAUCCUGACAGGAGUUGCUCUCCUCCCCGAGACGCUGAGCAUUCCCGUGGCAGCCAUCGUGUGCGGACUGACGAUGCGCAAGACGGGCCGAAUCUGCUGGGCAAUGCUCGUAGGGUGGCCAUUGACAUCGCUGUCCAUAGGCUUGCUCUGGUUUCUCGACACCAAGACCCCUCUGGCUGCCCUCAUCGUCAUCAAUACUGGCGUGGGCUUGGGAGCUGGCAUCAUUGCCUCCGCGCUCAACGUAGCGAUUCUGGCAACUACGACGCGGGAGGACAAUGGGCACGCCAUGGCGAUGGGUUGGCUCUUCAAGUCGGCGGGCAUGUGCUUGGGCAUCGCCAUCGGCACCGCCGUGUUCUCAGUGCAGAUGGAGAGCCGGCUAAGGCAGAUGGAUGAACCCGAGAUGACAGCCGAGUCGCUGCUGCGGGUACUCAAGAACGUCAAGAACGACCUGGCCGGACAGGAGGCCAUUGUGCGCACGCUAAGGAUUCUCUGGACCAUUUGCUGCGGCCUAUCGGGCCUCGCCGGCCUCCUGUGCGGCUCUUGCAAGUACCCCACGCUCAACGACAGGAUGCAGGCCCAGGGUGACGGAGCAGUAAAGGACGUCGAGUCGGGAAGUAGUAGCAACUGCAGCAGCGCCACACAAGCCAAACACCCGCAACACCAUAUCACCGCUGUCGACCAUGGUCUUCCGCAGACCGGUCUCAAAUCCUAA
Molecule: messenger RNA, 1473 nt
Organism: Lasiosphaeria miniovina
Lineage: Eukaryota; Fungi; Ascomycota; Sordariomycetes; Sordariales; Lasiosphaeriaceae
Product: major facilitator superfamily-domain-containing protein
Exons: 2
Coding region: 1-1473 (490 amino acids)
Biological process (GO): transmembrane transport
Cellular component (GO): plasma membrane
Molecular function (GO): transmembrane transporter activity
Source: RefSeq, a predicted model, not a curated record